Vicia villosa (hairy vetch) is the source of this 330-nucleotide messenger RNA. RefSeq lists its product as uncharacterized. The record is from RefSeq and is a predicted model, not a curated record. The coding region runs from base 1 to 330 and encodes 109 amino acids. The transcript has a single exon. Lineage: Eukaryota; Viridiplantae; Streptophyta; Magnoliopsida; Fabales; Fabaceae.
AUGAUAGGCUCCCUUCUAUAUCUAUCUGCUUCUAGACCUGGUAUUUUAUUUAGUGUUCAUUUGUGUGCUAGAUUUCAAUCUGAUCAUAGAGAAUCUCAUUUAACCGCUGUUAAGAGGAUUCUGAGGUAUCUAAAAGGAACAACUAACCUUUGCUUGAUGUAUGAGAAAACAUUCGAGUAUACUCGUUAUGGUUUCUGUGGUGCAGAUUAUGCUGGAGACAGAUUAGAAAGUAAGAGCACUUCUGGAAAUUGUCAAUUUCUAGGAAACAACCUGAUCUCAUGGUCAAGCAAGAGGCAAUCAACAAUUACUCUUUCAAUAGCAGAAGCAUAA